Solanum verrucosum is the source of this 2719-nucleotide messenger RNA. RefSeq names its product bifunctional dethiobiotin synthetase/7,8-diamino-pelargonic acid aminotransferase, mitochondrial. Bases 1 to 2541 code for a protein of 846 amino acids. Gene Ontology annotation, biological process: biotin biosynthetic process. The transcript has 14 exons. Gene Ontology annotation, molecular function: pyridoxal phosphate binding; dethiobiotin synthase activity; S-adenosyl-L-methionine:8-amino-7-oxononanoate transaminase activity. NCBI's taxonomy places the organism in Eukaryota, Viridiplantae, Streptophyta, Magnoliopsida, Solanales, Solanaceae. The record is from RefSeq and is a predicted model, not a curated record. Gene Ontology annotation, cellular component: mitochondrion.
AUGUCACUACCCACCACUCUUUUCGCCGGAAUCCUCCCCCGGAACUCUGUACGCCGCUUUAUUUCAACGCAUUCACGACCAACAUUGCCCUCCAUUGAAUACCCACUCAGCCACCCAAUCUAUACCAUAUGGGCUGCCAACACUUCCUUAGGGAAAACCUUAGUCUCUGCUGGCCUUUCCACUUCUUUCCUUUCUUCCCCACACCGUAAAUUCCUCUACUUGAAGCCUGUCCAAACUGGGUUCCCCGAGGACUCAGAUUCCCGCUUCGUUUAUAAUAAGUAUUCUGAAUUUUUCUCCCAAAAUCGACCUGAAUUCUCUGUUUUUGCCUCGAAUCAUGUGCUCAAAGCAUCAGUUUCAGCUUCAGAAGCUGUUUCGGUAGGCGGGUUUGAAAUAGAAAGGGAUAAAGAUAUGAGCUGUGGGAAUGGGGUUGUGAAUUUGGGGUUGUAUGAGGAAAGUAAGUUGCAAGGGUCUGAGAUGAAGGGUUUUUCGAAGUUGGUUUGUAAGACAAUGUACGGGUGGAAAGAGGCGUUAUCGCCACAUUUAGUGGCGGAGAGGGAAAAUGCUAGAGUGGAGGAUGCUGAGUUGUUGGGGAUGUUGAAGGGUUGCUUAGGGAGUGAAUCAGAAAGUGAAAAAGGUGAAAUUUUGUGUGUUAUUGAGACUGCUGGUGGUGUUGCCAGUCCAGGACCAUCUGGUUCACUUCAAUGCGACUUGUAUAGACCUUUUCGCUUCCCAGCUAUUCUUGUUGGUGAUGGAAGGCUAGGGGGUAUUUCAGGAACUAUUUCAGCCUAUGAAAGUUUAACACUUCGAGGUUAUGAUGUUGUUGCUGUAAUAUUUGAAGACCAUGGCCUAGUUAAUGAGGGCCCAUUAUCAUCUUACUUACGGAGAAGGGUUCCUGUGCUUGUUCUUCCACCUAUACCAAAGGAGAUGUCAAAUAACCUGAUGGAGUGGUUCCAAGAAGCGCUGUCUACUUUUCAUUCUCUUGAAGAAAUAAUGCAGUCAAAUUUUCUGGAGAGAACAUCUAGAUUACGCAACAUGCCAAGGAAGGCACAUGAUAUUUUCUGGUGGCCCUUUACUCAACACAAACUUGUACCAGAAGAAAAUGUGACAGUUAUAGAUUCACGGUGUGGAGAAAACUUCGCGGUGCACAAGGUUAAUAAUAAUGUUGAUUUAAUCACUCAACAAUUUGAUGCAUGUGCAAGUUGGUGGACACAGGGACCUGAUGCUACUUUACAGAUUGAGCUUGCACGAGAUAUGGGUUAUGCUACUGCUAGAUAUGGGCAUGUUAUGUUUCCUGAAAAUGUUUACGAGCCGGCUUUGGAAUGUGCUGAACUUUUGCUUGAAGGCGUGGGAAAAGGGUGGGCAUCGAGAGUAUACUUUUCAGAUAAUGGCUCUACUGCAAUUGAAAUUGCUCUUAAAAUGGCACUACGGAAGUUCUUGUUUGAUCACAAGAUUGUCUCUGAUGAUUUGGUGGCUAAGAAUGCUGAAAGUCGUGUUGAUUUAAAGGUUUUAGCACUCAGAGGAUCUUACCACGGUGACACUUUGGGUGCUAUGGAAGCACAGGCGCCAUCACCUUAUACUGGUUUUUACCAGCAACCAUGGUAUAAGGGAAGAGGUCAUUUUUUAGAUCCACCGACAGUUGCCAUGCGUGAUGGUGUUUGGAAACUUAGCCUUCCUCAGGAGAUUGAAACUCUUAAACCCAGUCUUGAAGAUUUGACUUUCAGUUUGCGCGAGAAUAUUUUCAAGGAAAGCCGUGACACUUCAAAUCUUGCUGAUAUAUAUCACUCGUAUAUAUGGAAAACACUACAGCUAAUUAUUGACUCAAGCGGAUCUACUCGGACUGGAGCAUUGAUUAUAGAACCAGUGAUACAAGGUGCUGGAGGAAUGGAAAUGGUUGAUCCACUAUUUCAGAGAGUACUUGUUAAAGAAUGCCGAAAUCAAAAAAUUCCUGUUAUUUUCGAUGAGGUUUUUACAGGAUUCUGGCGUCUGGGAGCAGAGUCUGCUACGGAGUUUAUCCGCUGUAAGCCAGAUAUAGCCUGUUUUGCCAAGUUGAUGACUGGUGGCAUUGUGCCCUUGGCUGUCACUUUAGCAUCAGAAGCUGUUUUUGAAGCAUUUGUUGGAGAUUCAAAGCUCCAGGCACUCUUGCACGGUCACUCUUACACUGCUCAUGCAGUGGGUUGUACAGCUGCUGUAAAGUCAAUCAAAUGGUUUAAGGACUCCAAAACAAAUCAUAAUCUGAUAUCUGAAGCCAUGCUGCUCAGGGAGCUGUGGGAUUUAGACAUGGUGAGACAAAUUUCCUUACUUCCAGCAGUGCAUAGAGUGGUUGUGUUGGGGACUCUAUGUGCAUUGGAACUUCAAGCAGAAGGCUCUAAUGCUGGGUAUGCUUCUCUAUAUGCUAGAUCUCUCCUUCAGAAGCUCCGCGAAGACGGAAUCUAUAUGAGGCCUCUUGGCAAUGUCAUUUAUCUCAUGUGUGGGCCUUGCACAUCACCUCAGAGUUGCAGCAACUUGUUAAACAAGGUGUAUUCAAGACUUGAGGAGCUCUAAACCAGUGAAUCUAUGCUCAGGAGUUCACUAGGGGUGGGCAUAACGGUCAACACAAAAUCCAAACUUUUUGGAUGUUUGGUUUAGAUUUUUGGAUUAUAGAUUAGACUUGGAAUUUUAUUUUUAAAAUUUAUGGAUUUUGGAUUGGAUAUCGGAUUUAAUAACUACCAAUUUUUGGAUA